CAAACAGAUACUUCCGCUCUGCUUCAUCUAGAAAUACUAAAGAGAAAUACUUGGCAUUAACUCGUAUGACACACAAAAAAGUACAAUAAUUUGCGGUUCAAGUAAUACAGCCUGAACAAGUGCCAGCAGGAUAUUCAAGAGGAAUCCAUCAGGAGUCCAGAUUUGACUGAAUAUUCGAGUCUUAGCCUGGUCACGUAAUUAAGUCCAGCACUUUGUAAAGAUGGAUUUCCAGCAUCGAGCUGGAGGGAAGACGGGGAGUGGCGGGGUGGCUUCUGCCUCAGAGAGUAACCGUGACAGACGGGAACGGUUACGUCAGCUGGCCCUGGAGACCAUCGACAUCAACAAAGACCCCUACUUCAUGAAGAAUCACUUGGGAUCAUAUGAGUGCAAACUUUGUCUGACACUUCAUAACAAUGAGGGUAGCUACUUGGCUCACACACAAGGAAAGAAACAUCAGACUAACUUAGCACGGAGAGCAGCCAAAGAGGCGAAAGAAGCUCCUGCUCAACCAGCUCCAGCAAAAGUGAAAGUUGAGGUCAAGAAGUUUGUCAAAAUUGGUAGACCGGGUUACAAAGUAACCAAACAGAGAGACCCAGAGACGGGACAGCAAUCUUUACUUUUCCAGAUUGACUAUCCAGAGAUUGCUGAAGGAAUUGGUCCCAGGCAUCGUUUCAUGUCUGCUUACGAACAGCGAAUUGAGCCCCCUGAUCGUCGCUGGCAGUAUUUGCUGUUUGCUGCUGAACCUUAUGAAACCAUUGCUUUCAAGGUCCCCAGCAGGGAAAUUGAUAAAGCAGAAAAUCGCUUCUGGACCCACUGGAAUAAAGAAACAAAACAGUUCUUCCUUCAAUUCCACUUCAAAAUGGAGAAGACUAUUCUGCAGUCUGGCGGUCCAGCACCUCCUGCCAGUGUAAAGCACCCGCCACCACUCAUGACUGGAGGUCCUCGCCCACCUAAUGACAGUCUGCCUCCUCCCCCACCUGGAGGGAUGCCCAUCCCUCCUCUUCCACCUGGGGCACCAGGUACACCCCAGAUGCCCCCUCAGAUGGCCAUGCCCCCAAUGCCAAUGAGGCCUCCCCCUCCAGAAGGCCUCACAAUCCCGAAUAACUGAUCUGCUACCAUUGAUUUAUGAUGACUGUCUGUCACAGUAAUCAGUCACUCUGCCCUGACUGUCCACAAGGUCCAUCUAACUUUAAAAAUAUCUUCAGUAGAUAUUUAUACAUUUGUGUGGUCAAGGUAAAUAAGACAAGUCAGUAAUAAAAACAUUGUCUUUAUUUUCUUUUUUUUAGUUUUUUAUUAUUGUGUGGAUACAGAGCUAUGAUGGAUAGUUCAUCUUUUGAAAUUGUGAUUUUGUAAUUAAAUGCAGACGUUAAACUGUA
This is a messenger RNA of Melanotaenia boesemani (Boeseman's rainbowfish), 1376 nucleotides long. It is a transcript of the gene sf3a2, whose product is annotated as splicing factor 3a, subunit 2. The coding region runs from base 221 to 1108 and encodes 295 amino acids. The transcript is spliced from 8 exons. Gene Ontology annotation, biological process: spliceosomal complex assembly. Gene Ontology annotation, cellular component: catalytic step 2 spliceosome; nucleus; U2-type prespliceosome. The record is from RefSeq and is a predicted model, not a curated record. Lineage: Eukaryota; Metazoa; Chordata; Actinopteri; Atheriniformes; Melanotaeniidae. Gene Ontology annotation, molecular function: zinc ion binding; nucleic acid binding.